Molecule: messenger RNA, 231 nt
Organism: Kockovaella imperatae
Lineage: Eukaryota; Fungi; Basidiomycota; Tremellomycetes; Tremellales; Cuniculitremaceae
Exons: 3
Coding region: 1-231 (76 amino acids)
Biological process (GO): reciprocal meiotic recombination
Cellular component (GO): synaptonemal complex
Molecular function (GO): ubiquitin protein ligase activity
Source: RefSeq, a predicted model, not a curated record
AUGACUCUGCUCAGCUCACCACAGGCGACUUUGCUUGAUCCCGAUGAUGCGUACCGAUCGACUGUCCUGGCUGGGCUUUCUCCUGCAACUGUUCUGGAUAUCGCAGCUCAUGCCAUGAGCUUCUGGACGUAUCAGACAAAUCAGGAGACUGCCUAUCAAGCACUUCUCAACAAGAAGAAGGAUGCGAAGCUGGCGGCCAUGGAUGAAACCCUCCGAAAAGGUGGGACAUAA